Molecule: messenger RNA, 4083 nt
Organism: Cotesia congregata
Lineage: Eukaryota; Metazoa; Arthropoda; Insecta; Hymenoptera; Braconidae
Source: the annotation of a GenBank genome assembly
AUGCGGAUGUUAAACUUAAUGUCUGGUAGAGUGAUAUCUCGCGAAAUUUCAUCUCUGUAUCACCUUCACAAUUUCUAUUAUCUUUUAUCUAUACUUUUCAGAAAUUUAUUGCUCUUGACAAUAGUCCUGAUAAUAAUAGAGCUAAGCAGCGCACAAUGGCGCCCUUGUAUAGAAUUCAAAGAAAAUUUUCACAUCCCGUGCAAGUGUUCAGAAUCUUCAGAGCACCCGCAAUCGUUUCGCAUGGACUGUGAUCGAGUGAUGCUCACCCGAGAGUCCUUGGAAUUGCUAAGAGACCAGCCAGUUAUUUCAAUGAGUCGUCGGUACAGCGGAUAUCAAAAAUUACCGGAAGAUUUAUUGAACCUGGGAUUCCAACUGGAGAAGCUUGAUCUCACCGGUAAUUCGAUUCAGCGGCUGAUGGAUCGCACUUUGCAGCUGCAGAGCACCUUGAAGGAGCUCCGGCUCGGGGACAAUUUGCUCGGCGACAAUCUCAAUCCCAUAUUUUCCAGCAACGAGUUUCGCGAGCUGUCUGAGCUGAAGCUCCUUGAUCUUCAUGGGAACGGGCUGAGUAGCAUUGAAGAGGGAAUAUUUAAAGGUUGCAUUUAUCUAGAAGACCUUAAUCUCGAUGAUAAUAAUUUGACAACCGUGCCAGCGGAUUCCCUCAAAGGUCCGCGGGCCAUCCGGAUCCUUUCACUCGCUGGAAAUAAUAUCGGAUUAUUACCAAGAAAUGCCUUUGGAAGUCUUGGAGAUUCUCUUUUGCGUGUCGACCUGAGUCGCAAUGAGCUAUUGCACAUGGAAGACAACGCGCUCGUUGGACUUAAGCACCUGCUCUUCUUGAAUCUCUCCCGCAAUGAUCUCACCAGAUUCAACAGCGACGUAUUCAAGGGUGCCCACAAUCUGCUACAAUUGGAUCUGUCGACGAACUUUCUCCAGGAAUUUCCAUCAGACGCACUCAGACAUCUGACGAGAUUGAAAAGCCACCUGUUAGAUCUAACAGAAUUGCAAGUAUUUGACCUGAGCCGAAACAACAUAGGUCGUUUGGGAGUGAACGCCUUUGCAAAUCUAACUGCGCUUGCACGUCUAGAUUUGAGCUUGAAUGCACUCAGAACGGUUGAAGAGUCAGCGUUCGAAGGUCUGGUGAAUCUUAAAUGGCUAUCUUUACAAGACAAUAACAUAUUACUCGUCCCAGGAGCAGCAAUUAGCCGGCUUCCGUCGUUGACUCAUCUCCACUUGGAGUUCAACCGUAUAGCAGCAGUUUCAAAUGAAUUACUAAGAUCCGCAGCGGCGAACCUAGUUUCUUUGGCGAUGACAAGAAAUUUAGUGCGUGAAAUCCCACCGAGGAUGUUUCUCAACUUUGACAAGUUAAUUAGCAUCGAGAUGUCGGGUAAUAUGUUGUCAUCAUUAGCGCAGCAGACUUUCGUAGGACUCGAAGACACGCUUUUGAAUUUAGACCUCUCUAACAAUCGUCUGGUCUCAAUAGCGCCGCUCGCUUUAAAAAAUUUACUUUCGCUAAAUUUGGCGUCUAAUCACCUGAAAAGAUUAACUCCAGACACAUUUGCUAAUUUAUCCAAGCUUAAAUACUUGAACAUAAGCGAGAAUCCUUUAUACGGAGGAUUUCCACCUGUUUUUCCAUCCUCAUUAGUAACACUAGAUGCUUCAAGAACGGGUUUAAAAAUUUUACCCACUGUUUUAUUACUCAACCUUGAUUCACUUGCCAAAUUACACUUGGCUUACAAUCAUCUCCAAGAAUUAGGCGAGGGAACUUUCCAGCAUCUCUACAAUUUAACUCACAUUGACUUAUCCAAUAAUAUAAUCGAAAGAAUCGACAAUGGCGCAUUUGUGGGUCUUAUAAAUUUGUACGAAUUGAAUCUCAAGGGCAACCGGUUGACCAAUUUUGCCGGAGAGUCUUUCAACACUGGAACUGGUUUGCAGAUAAUUGACUUGUCCGAUAACGCUAUAAGUUACAUAUCACCAACCGCAUUUGUUAUCCAUCCGCGACUUCGUAUUUUGAAGCUAAACGGCAAUAGAUUUGCUCGAUUUCCAAGCGAGUUUAUAAAACCUCUUCAAUUUUUGGAAAUGAUUGACCUAUCAGAGAAUGCGUUAAAAAACAUCGGCGAGUUUGCAUUCUCACAAAUGACUCGUUUGCGUGAAUUAGAUUUAUCUAAUAACAAAAUAGAAUCAGUGGAUGAAUUAGCCUUUCACAAUUCCACCCAAUUGCAAUUCAUUGAUUUAUCUAAUAAUGUAAUCGACAGUCUUAGUGAAAGAACAAUGGAGGGUGUAGUGAGAAUAGAACUAUUAAAUCUGCGUAAUAACAAACUUACAACAUUACCAGACACUAUUUUUGACCCCUCUAGGAUAAAAAUAGUUGAGAAAAUUGAUUUAGCGGACAAUAAAUUCGCUGAGAUUCCAAUUCGCGCCCUGCAACGGCAAUCAAUGACGCUUAACUAUCUAAAUAUGGCAAGAAAUAAAAUGUCUGCGGUGUUUACCCAAGAAAUAAUCGGAAGUUUGAAAGAUUUAGAUUUAUCACAAAAUCCUUUGAGUGAAAAUGCGAUAAAGAGUAUUUUAGGCGAAGCUAAAAUCUUAAGAUCGUUAAAUCUUGCGUAUACAAAAAUAAAGAGCAUAAGUAGGCUAGAGACGCCGUUUUUAAAGUCAUUAAAUUUAUCGGGGAAUAAUUUAUCCGAAGUGCGGCCUUCUGCUCUAGAGCGAGCUACGCUUUUAGAAACUUUAGAUCUUUCUAAUAACAAUAUUGAAGACUUUGCGAGUCUUGGGAAUACAUACAAAGCCCUUCCAGUGUUGCGCAACUUGGACAUAUCCAGCAACAAGGCGAAGAAUGUUAACGAGAGUAGCUUCGAAGGCUUGGAAAAAUUGCGCAAUCUAAAAAUGUCGAACCUCUUGCAAGUGACUAGAAUUGAGAAGAGCGCAUUUAAGAGUUUGAACAAGUUAAAAACGCUAAUUGCGUAUGACUAUCCGCGACUUGGGUACUUUGACGUCCAAGGAAUCCUCAAGGAAAUGCACGAUCUUGAGGUGUUAGACGUGGAGAUAAAGGACUCGGCAGUAGGAAAUGAUUUAUUGACAAUUAGACUUCACCCGCGGCUUCAAGAAUUGACUCUUCGUGGAGAAAGACUCAAGAGUAUCCUAUCAAGUGCGCUUGCUGGAGUUAGAAACUCUAAUUUGAAACUAGGACUUAAAAACUCAUCAAUCGAGUCUCUCCCCGCUGCAAUAUUCUUCCCGAUCCCAAGAUCUACUCAAGUGGAGCUUGAUAUCUCUGGAAGUAAGUUCACUUCAAUCCCAGCGCAGUUUAUCAGCGCUCUGGAUGAAAGAAACGGAAUGGUCAGGGUCCAAGGCUUAGACUCUAACCCGAUAAACUGCGAUUGCGAAGCUAAGCACCUUUGGAGGUGGCUCAGGAUGUUCUCCAAUGAUUUGCAGGUCCGCUGCAAAAGUCCGAUUCAUUUAUUCAACAAACAGCUAAUUGAUCUGACGGAAGAUCUUCUUUCUUGUGAAAGAUCGACUACUACCAGGUUCCCGACGACCCAGACGACAAUGUCGACUAGGUACACCGCCACCGCGUCUGAGCCGGACAUUAUCUGGACAGUUGCUCCGACUCCGCCGGAGACUAGGGGAAAGUAUCCGGAAAACCCUGCAGUGUCAGGGUCUAUGACUUCUGAUGAUACUCUGAUUUAUGUGAUUGCUGGGGUGGUUAUUUUUAUUGUGCUGAUUGUCGCGAUUAUUAUUUUCUCUAUGUGCUGGGCAAAGUGUUCUAGACAAGGUGGUGACCCGAGAAUGACCACCAUGGCUUCUAGUAUUCAUGAUGCUUCGGUGCUGAGACCUGGGAGUGUUUAUUCGGGGAAGAUUAAUCAUGAAGCCUAUGUUGGGUCUACUUAUAAUGGAUCCACACUGGGCCACGGAAAUACUUUGGGACACACUGGGCAUAAUACUCCGGUCCAAAUUUUGCCGUAUGUUCAGCCUAUGCAUGUCAUGCAUCCGGUUCAUGCUUCUACGCCCCAGCAACCUAUUUAUGGGUACUAUGGCGAGAAUCCACAUCUUCCGCUGUAUGUUUGUGCUUCUGAUGAUAAGUUUAAUAGGUAG